This is a messenger RNA of Rhinolophus ferrumequinum (greater horseshoe bat), 2780 nucleotides long. It is a transcript of the gene ZNF483, whose product is annotated as zinc finger protein 483. Lineage: Eukaryota; Metazoa; Chordata; Mammalia; Chiroptera; Rhinolophidae. The transcript is spliced from 6 exons. Bases 273 to 2543 code for a protein of 756 amino acids. Gene Ontology annotation, biological process: regulation of DNA-templated transcription. The record is from RefSeq and is a predicted model, not a curated record.
AGUUCUGUGCCCCUACGCAGGCGCAGUGGUCUCCAGUUGGCUUGCGCGCGCAGCUCCUGCAGGACCAGCUUCUAGAAGCUCAUUGCGGUAGCGUUGGUCCUGACUGCUGGUCGUGUUGCAGUUUCUGCAAGACCAUGAACUGAAUCCUUGGAAUUCUCGAUACUUUGCUGUGUAUAGAGCCUGUUGGUGGACUGUACAGAUAUUCAGCUAGAGUCUAAAGGGGACUGAAGUCCUGUUGGUGAUACACAUUGCAAGUCGUGGUACCCUGGAACAUGAUGACGGCCCUUGCCCCAGAGCCUCUAACUCUGGCCUCAAGUGAAGAAAACAAGGUCCAAAGAAUGGAUACUCCUGGGAAUCAAGAAGCUAUUCUAAGAGGAAACUCUACUGACCCAGAGUAUUUCAGACAGAGGUUCAGGUGGUUUUGUUACUCGGAAGAGGCUGGACCCAGAAAAGCCCUGAAUCAACUCUGGGAGCUCUGCAUUCAGUGGCUGAGACCAGACAUCCACACGAAAGAACAGAUUUUAGAGCUUUUGGUGUUUGAGCAAUUCCUGACCAUUUUGCCUGGGGAGAUUAGGAUUUGGGUAAAGUCACAACAUCCUGAGAAUAGUGAGGAAGUGGUGACCUUAAUAGAGGAUUUGACCCAAAUGCUUGAAAAAAAGGAAGAUCCAGUUUCUCAAGAGUCUGUUAUUUCCCAAGAAAAGAGCCCUGAAGAAGAUAAAAUGGUUUCUGUCCUUCCUAGUCCUGAGUCCGGGGAACCCAUGACAUUCAAGGAUGUGGCUGUGAGCUUUUCUAGAGGAGAGUGGAGGAAGCUGGAGCCUUUUCAAAAGGAGCUAUAUAAGGAAGUGCUGAUGGAGAACUUUAGGAACCUGGAAUUUCUGGGCUUUCCAGUUUCCAAAUUAGAUUUGAUUUCCCAGCUAAAGUGGGUUGAACUGCCAUGGCUGCUGGAAAAAGAAGUCUCAGAAGGCUCCAGACCAGAGUGUGAUCCUAGAGGUGAAUUGAAGGAAUCUGUUCAAAAUCAAGAUGUUCUUGUGGAAGAAUCAACUUUAGAUAAAAUAAUAGAAAGAUACCUAACGGGUGGUGAUUAUGACUUGAUGGGAGAAUCCUGGAAACGUUAUGGCAGAUUAGAGGAGGAUUGUAGUGACAAGGAAUAUUCGCAAGUAGCAGGCACACAAAAGAAAACUCCUGGGAGAGGCAGUAAGGGUGAGGAAUUUGAUCCUGCAAAAGGCCCCUUUGGAAAUAAUUUCAAAGAAACUUCGGAUAUAAUUAAACAUCUGAGAGUCUACUUGAGGAAGAAAUCUCGGAGGUAUAAUGAAUGCAAAAAACCCUUUAGUUUUCAUUCAGACCUUAUUCUGAACCGCAAAGAACACGCUGGAGAAAAGCCACGGAAAUAUAACGAAGGCAGGAAAGUUUUAAGUCACUCUUCAUCUCUUGCUGAACAUCAGAAACAUCAGAAAAUUCAUUUGGGGGAUAAAUCCCAGAAGUGUAGUAACUGUGGGGUAACCUUUACUCAAAGCUCAUCCCUUGCUAAGAGAAAAAACUCUAUAUGUGAGAAAUGUCGGAAAAAUGAAUAUCAGGAUGCAACCUUGAAUAAAGAUGAGGGACUGGAGACUGGAGAAAAAACCCAUAAAUGUAGCAAAUGUGGAAAAGCCUUUGGCUAUAGUGCCUCACUAACCAAACACAGGAGAAUUCAUACUGGGGAAAAACCCUACAUGUGCAAUGAAUGUGGAAAAGCUUUCAGUGACAGUUCAUCCCUCACACCACAUCACAGAACUCAUAGUGGAGAGAAACCCUUCAAAUGUGAUGAUUGUGGAAAAGCUUUCACCCUAACUGCCCACCUCAUUAAACAUCAGAGAGUUCACACUGGAGAGAAACCCUAUAAAUGUAAAGAAUGUGGAAGACCCUUUAGUGACAGUUCAUCUCUUAUUCAACAUCAGCGAAUUCAUACUGGAGAAAAACCCUAUACAUGUAACAAUUGUGGAAAAUCCUUUAGUCAUAGCUCAUCCCUUUCCAAGCAUCAGAGAAUUCAUACUGGAGAGAAACCCUAUAAAUGUGGUGAAUGUGGGAAAGCCUUUAGACAGAAUUCUUGCCUCACCCGACAUCAGAGGAUUCACACUGGAGAGAAACCAUACUUGUGUAAUGAUUGCGGGAUGACUUUUAGCCAUUUUACAUCUGUAAUUUAUCAUCAGAGACUUCAUUCAGGAGAAAAACCCUACAAAUGUAAUCAGUGUGAGAAAGCCUUCCCUACCCAUUCGCUCCUUAGUCGUCAUCAGAGAAUUCAUACUGGUGUAAAACCUUAUAAAUGUAAAGAAUGUGGAAAAUCCUUCAGUCAGAGCUCAUCUCUUAAUGAACAUCAUCGAAUUCAUACUGGAGAGAAACCCUAUGAAUGUAACUAUUGUGGAGCAACCUUUAGUCGAAGCUCAAUCCUUGUAGAACACCUAAAAAUUCAUACCGGAAGAAGAGAAUAUGAAUGUAAUGAAUGUGAGAAGACAUUUAAAAGUAAUUCAGGCCUCAUCAGGCAUAGGGGAUUUCACUCUGGAGAGUAAUUCUUGGGCUGUAGUAAGGUGGGGGGAAAUUGAGUCAGAAUUGUCCAUUAUUAGAAACCUGGGAUGUAAAUUACCACAGCAUUGAUCGGUAGCUGCAACUUUUGAUGUUUUGGCAGCUAGGAAAAAUUUACUUUUUCCCAUUCACCCCUCUUUGCAAGGAUGUCAACUUUUGGUAGAUAGGGCUGGUAAAGUGAUGCGAAAAGUGAAAGUAGUGUGAGAUGUGAAAUGAUUCUAAAA